Molecule: messenger RNA, 2424 nt
Organism: Prunus armeniaca (apricot)
Lineage: Eukaryota; Viridiplantae; Streptophyta; Magnoliopsida; Rosales; Rosaceae
Source: the annotation of a GenBank genome assembly
AUGGCAGAGAAAGUGGUGAGCAUGAGAGAAGGGGAGGCAGAAUUAACGAACCAGCACCUGAAGGAGAGGAAGGCGUCAUGGGCUAAGUUGCGCCGCGUGGACUCUCUCAGUUUAGAGGCUGGAAGAGUUUCCACGACCCGGAGCCAUGGCUCACAGGUAAGUUGGCAAAGAACGUUGAGUUUGGCGUUUCAGAGCAUAGGGAUUGUGUAUGGGGACAUAGGGACGUCUCCGCUCUACGUGUUUUCGAGCACCUUCACAGAUGGUAUUGACAACGUCGAUGACAUUCUAGGGGUAUUGUCUCUCAUCAUCUAUACCAUAGCUCUCGUGCCCAUGCUCAAGUAUGUCUUCAUCGUCCUCUGGGCCAACGAUAACGGCGAUGGGGGAACGUUUGCACUGUAUUCAUUGAUGUGUCGGUACGCGAAGGUGAGCUUAAUUCCGAAUAACCAGCCAGAGGAUAGGGAGCUAUCCAACUAUAAACUGGAAAGACCAUCCGACGAGUUAAAACGAGCCCAAACCAUCAAGAAGAAGUUGGAGAAUAGUAAGAUGGCCCAAUACGUUCUAUUCCUUGUGACCAUUAUGGGAACUUCCAUGGUCAUUGGAGAUGGGGUUCUUACUCCAUGCAUUUCAGUCCUUUCUGCAGUGAGCGGGAUUAAGUCUUUAGGCACAGAUGCUGUUGUGGGGAUUUCCAUAGUAAUCUUGAUCGUUCUCUUUUCUGCUCAACGAUUUGGGACUGAUAAAGUGGGCUACACCUUUGCACCUAUUAUUCUGCUGUGGUUCUUGCUCAUCAGCGGCAUUGGUCUCUACAACUUGUUCGAACAUGACAUUGGCGUAUUGCGUGCUUUCAACCCAAAAUACAUCAUAGAUUUCUUCAAAAGGAAUGGAAAAAAAGGAUGGGUUUCCCUUGGGGGAGUUUUCCUCUGCAUUACUGGGACUGAGGCCAUGUUUGCUGAUUUGGGUCACUUCAAUGUCAAAGCAAUCCAAGAGGAAAAGGUUGCACUUGCAGGUUGCACCAUAAAUGUGUGCAGAUCAGUUUUCUCUUGCAUCACAUUUCCUGCAUUAAUAACUGCAUAUAGUGGGCAAGCAGCAUUCCUCAGAAAGUUCCCAGGGAAGGUGGAGGACACAUUCUAUGACUCAAUACCAGACCCUUUGUAUUGGCCAACUUUCGUCAUCGCCGUAGCUGCUGCUAUUAUUGCCAGUCAGGCUAUGAUAUCUGGGGCAUUUGCAAUCAUCUCCCAGUCCCUAAGUUUGGGUUGUUUCCCGAGAGUUAAGGUUGUUCAUACCUCUGCCAAGUAUGAGGGUCAGGUGUACAUACCUGAGAUCAACUACCUGCUUAUGGUUGCUUGUGUUAUAGUCACUGCAGCAUUCAAGACCACCGGAAAGAUUGGCAAUGCAUAUGGAAUUGCUGUGGUCAGUGUUAUGGUCAUCACAACAUGUUUGCUUACUCUGAUUAUGUUGGUGAUAUGGAAGACGAGCAUAUGGUUGAUUGGUCUGUUCUUUGUGGUGUUCAUCUCCAUCGAGGUGGUUUAUUCGUCCGCCGUGCUGUACAAAUUCGCGCAAGGUGGUUUCCUUCCACUGGUCUUUGCUUCUGUCCUUAUGGCAAUCAUGGGGAUUUGGCAUUAUGUGCACAAACAAAAAUACAUGUUUGAGCUCAACAACAAGGUUUCCACAGAAUACAUGAAACAACUGGCCUGUAACCCCAACAUAAAUAGGGUGCCAGGCAUUGGACUUCUAUAUUCUGAGCUUGUGCAGGGAAUUCCCCCUAUAUUUUCUCACUUUGUCAACAAUGUACCCUCCAUCCACUCUGUUAUAGUGAUUGUCUCCAUCAAGCCUAUCCCGUUCAGCAAAGUUUCACUGGAGGAGAGGUUUCUGUUUCGACAGUUGGAGCCAAGAGAGUACAGAAUGUUCCGCUGUGUAGCAAGGUAUGGUUACAAUGACAGAGUUGAGGAACCUGAAGAGUUCGAGCGCCAACUGGUUGAGAACUUGAAAGAAUUCAUCCGCCACGAAGUUUACGAACACUUCGUAAUUGAUGGAGGAGCAACAGAGAAAACAGAGGAGGCAGGGAAAGAUGGGGAGUCAUUCAAUGGUGAAGAAUCAGCACAACAAGUUAACAUGCCUCGGGUCUCAACGGGGUCCAUUCAGUCAUUCAAUGCUGCAAGGUCGGUGAACUCAUCCAGCAGAAUUGUCUCUGCACCCAUCAAAGGAGCUGAGGAGGAAAUUCAGUAUGUGCAAGGAGCUAUGAAGGACGGCAUAGUUUAUCUGCUGGGAGAGACAGAAGUGUUGGCCGCACAGAACUCGUCAUUGUUCAAGAAGUUUGUUGUCAACUAUGCCUACGAUUUCUUGAGGAAAAACUUCAGGCAAGGGGAACAAGUCAUGGCAAUCCCAAGGACUAGGCUCCUCAAAGUUGGAAUGACGUAUGAGAUAUGA